Fusarium venenatum is the source of this 1365-nucleotide messenger RNA. Its product is annotated as P-loop containing nucleoside triphosphate hydrolase protein. The record is from RefSeq and is a predicted model, not a curated record. Gene Ontology annotation, molecular function: ATP binding; GTP binding; ATP hydrolysis activity. Gene Ontology annotation, cellular component: cytoplasm. Lineage: Eukaryota; Fungi; Ascomycota; Sordariomycetes; Hypocreales; Nectriaceae.
UUGGCUAGCUGCCAACCUAAAUACUUCAACACGAAGUCCUUCAGAUCAUCUCUCUUCUUCGCUUCUUCCUUUCCUCUUGCACCCCGCGCAGCCAGCUCUGCAGCUCUUGGAAACGUUCCAUUCACGCGUUCCGGUCUAGUUUUCUUUGUUCAACAUCGUAACUACGCCAAGUCAAGAAAGAUGCCUCCCAAGAAGCAAGUCGUUGAGGAGAAGAUCCCCCUGGGCAGGCCUGGAAACAACUUGAAAAGUGGUAUUGUCGGUCUAGCAAACGUCGGCAAAUCUACCCUCUUCCAGGCCAUUACCAAGUCUAACCUCGGUAACCCAGCUAACUUCCCCUAUGCCACUAUCGACCCUGAGGAAGCUCGUGUCGUCGUUCCCGAUGACCGGUUCGACUGGCUCGUCGAGAAGUACAAGCCCAAGUCAGUUGUUCCCGCCAACUUGACCGUCUAUGAUAUCGCCGGUCUGACUCGCGGUUCAUCCACUGGUGCUGGUCUUGGAAACUCUUUCCUGUCCCACAUUCGCGCUGUUGAUGCCAUCUUCCAGGUUGUUCGUUGCUUCGACGAUGCCGAGAUCAUUCACAUUGAGGGUGACGUGAACCCCACCCGUGAUCUUGACAUCAUCAGCGAGGAGCUCCGACUCAAGGAUAUCGAGUUUACUGAAAAGGCUCUCGAGAACCAGAAGAAGAAGACCCGUAUGGGUGGUCAGAGUCUGGAGCAGAAGAAGGCUGUGCAAGAUCAAGCCACGCUUGAGAAGGUUCUAGCCUGGCUCAACGAUGGCAAGGAUGUCCGCAAGGGCACCUGGGGCCCCAAGGAGAUUGAGGUCAUUAACCCUCUCUUCCUUCUGACUGCCAAGCCCGUUGUCUACCUUGUCAACUUGUCUGAAAAGGACUUCAUCCGCAAGAAGAACAAGCAUCUUCCCAAGAUUGUCGAGUGGAUCAACGAGAAUGCCAAGGGCGACCCUCUCAUUCCUGUCUCCGUUUCUUACGAGUCUCGUCUCACUUUGUGCGAGACCGAGGCUGAGGCUAAGGAGGAGCAGAAGAAUGCCGGUGCCGACUCUGUUCUGCCCAAGGUCAUUCUUCAGAUGCGAAAGACCCUGCAGCUUGGCAGCUUCUUCACAGUUGGACCUGAUGAGGUCCGACAGUGGACCAUCCGCAAUGGCACCAAGGCGCCUCAGGCCGCCGGUGUCAUUCACAACGAUUUCGAGAAGACCUUCAUCCAGGCUCUCGUCUUCAACUACAACACCCUCAAGGAACUCGGUGAUGAGUCUGAGGUCAAGGCCAAGGGCAAGAUCAUGACCAAGGGUAAGGAGUACGUCAUGGAGGACGGCGAUAUUGUCCACUUUAAGGCUGGUGCUGCCAAGGGCUAA